UCUGACUAGCUGUAUCCAUCCCUUCUAGCCAAAAUGGUGCGAACUAUUCUGUCGACAGUCCAUAACUUCCUGUUAAGAGAAAAGCAAAAGAGGAAGCAGUAAUGGCGACAACAGAAGGAUCCGAGCCUCCUCGGACCCGAAGAAAUAGUAAUAAAAACAUCCUUACAAGGAUCAGACAUGGACAAAGCACUGGCCGGGCAAUUAGUCGAGGCACAGAGAUAUCUGAGGCCCUACUCCAGGAGAGAGACCAGCAGGCCCAGUGGCAUGGGAUUCCAGUGCUGCUGCAGAGACUUUAUGACAGCAGUCACCUCAACAGUGACCUCUCCCAGAUCCACUCCAUUAUCAAGGAAGUGUCAUCUUUUCUCUCCAUGGAGGCUAUGUCAUUUGUAACAGAGGACAGGAGAACAGCACAGGAGUCCACCUAUCCCAACAUAUACACCUUUGACCUCUUUGGAGGCGUUGAUUUGCUAGUGGAGAUUCUGAUGAGACCCACCCUCACCACACAGAUGAAUGUCCCUAAAAUGAGUGAUGACCUUGUCAAGGAUUGUUUAAGUGUUCUGUACAAUUGUUGUAUAUGUAUGGAAGGAGUCACUAAAAGUCUGGCAUCACGAGAUGACUUUGUCAUGUAUUUGUUUACACUGAUGUCAAACAAGAAAACAUUUUUGCAAACAGCCACAUUGAUUGAGGACAUUCUUGGGGUCAGUAAGGAGAUGAUCCAGCUGGAGGACAUCCCCAACCUGCCAAGUCUGGUUCAGAGCUUCAACCAGCAGCAGCUGGCCAACUUCUGCCGCAUCCUGUCAGUCACCAUCUCUGAGCCAGACAUGGGCAACGAUGACAAGCACACGCUGCUGGCCAAGAACGCCCAGCAGAGGGCCAACCCCUGCCCGUCCCACUCUGAAGUCAACCAGGUGGCCCUGCUGAACAUCCCAGGCUUCAUUGAGCGGCUGUGUAAGCUGGCCACCAGGAAGGUGUCAGAGGCCUCGGGGGCAUCCAGCCUGCUGCUGGAGCUUCAGGACUGGUACACCUGGCUGGACAACGCCCUGGUGCUGGAUGCGCUCAUGCAGAUGGCCACAGAGGACGCCGAGCAGAGUAGCACAGAGUCCUCAGACGAGAGUUCUCUGGCCACCAGCCCUCUCAGACACCGUCUGCCCCAGUCCAUGAAUAUUGUCCAUGAGAUCAUGUACAAGGUGGAGGUGCUCUAUGUGCUCUGUGCGCUACUCAUAGGCCACCAGAGGAACCAGGUUCACAAAAUGCUGGCAGAGUUCAAACUGAUUCCAGGACUUAACAACCUGUUUGACAAGCUGAUCUGGAGAAAGCAAACAUCUUCGAAUGUCCUCCAUGGCCAGAACCAAAACUGUGGCUGCAGCCCGGAGAUCGCCUUUAAAAUCCAGUUCCUACGAUUACUCCAGAGCUUCAGCGACCAUCAUGAGAACAAGUAUCUCCUCCUGAACGCUCAGGAGCUGAAUGAACUGAGUGCCAUCUCUCUGAAAGCCAGCAUCCCUGAGGUGGAUGCUCUUGUCAACACGGACCGAAAUCUAAUCUGUGAUGGUAAAAAGGGCCUCCUGACACGGCUACUUUCAGUCAUGAAGAAAGAACCGGUUGAAUCCUCAUUUAGGUUCUGGCAGGCGAGGGCGGUAGAGAGCUUCCUGAGAGGGGCCACCUCCUAUGCUGACCAGAUGUUCCUGCUCAAGAGAGGCCUGCUGGAGCACAUUCUGUUCAGCAUCAUAGACAGUGGCUGUAAGUCUAGGGACGUGCUGCAGAGCUACUUUGACCUGCUGGGGGAACUCAUGAAGUUCAACAUCGACGCCUUCAAGAGGUUCAACAAAUAUGUCAACACAGAGGAGAAGUUCCAGACUUUUAUGACCCAGAUCAACAGCUCUCUGGUGGACUCCAACAUGCUGGUGCGCUGUAUCAUCCUCUCCCUGGACCGCUUUGAGAGCCAGAUUGAGGAUGUGAGCGUUGUGGAGGUACUGUCAGAGUGCAGUCUGUUGUCCUACAUGGCCCGCGUGGAAAACCGACUGACCUUCCUCUUCAGGCUCGUUAACAUCAUCAAUGUGCAGACACUCACACAGGAGAAUGUGAGCUGUCUGAACACCAGCCUGGUGGUGUUGAUGCUGGCCAGGAGGCGGGACAAGCUGCCUUACUGUCUCAACGCCCUGAGAGAGAAGGAGUACGCUGAGAAAUACCCCGGCUGCCUGCUCAACAACUUCCACAACCUGCUGCGCUUCUGGCAGCGCCACUACCUCAACAAGGACAAGGAUAGCACCUGUCUGGAGAACAGUUCCUGUAUAUCCUUUACCUACUGGAAGGAGACUGUGUCGGUUCUGUUGGACUCAGACCCAACUUCACUAUGUGCCAUAGCCAGCUACAUCGAUGAGGCCUACAUGGAUCUGGGCAGAGACUUUCUGGAAGUUUAAUACCUGGGAUGCUGCCUCUGGAAAGAUGGAUGGAUGGAUGGAUGGAUGGAUGGAUAAGAAAGAGAGGAGGAGAGGCAACGUCUCCAAUCACUUACAAACUGAACAGAUCCGAGCUCUCACCCCUCCACAUAGCUGUUAUUCAGGGAUCCUUAGCUCUACAGAAUGACUGUGUGCAUAGUUUUGGGCGUGUGUGUUUGUUUGUGUGUGUGGAUAUGCUUUAGUGGGUAUGUGAGUGUUAGGUGUAGGAGUGGAUGCUUGUGUCAUAUGUGUGUGGAGCUGUGUUGGGGUGUAUCACAUGCCAGACUUGGGAGUUUCCAUUCUAUUGUAUCUGUGGAGGGGAAACAGUCAGCCAAUCAGCAGCCCCAGAGGACUGAGGUUCCUUCAGCCUUUCACUAACAGUAUGGAUAGGAUCUCUCCUACCCUCUGGUAAACAAAAAUACAUUCCCACUUCAUAGUGUCGCCAAAAUGUACAUGGUCAUUACAUUGGCAGUUGGUGCAUAUCGUACAGAGUACUUACAUACCUGUUUGUGUAAUAGUUCUACAGUAAGGAAAGGUUUUAACAAUCAAUUUGAGUUUGUUUGCAGAUGUAAUUCAUGUAAUUACAGUUUGAUGUGCAGUCACACAAACACGAUAUGUAAGUACACCAACUGGAAAAAAUACAUUACUCUACCGGUAUGUCAAUAUGUUUUAGGGACAUUGAGGCCUAGAUUCAAUCAGAUCAAGUGUUAACCGGUGAUAGCCGACACCAGAAUAGCUGAUGUUGUGUCGGAGGUGUAACUGCGUUGCAGCUGUCAAAUCUGUGAGCAGCUGCUCUUGUGAUCAUUGUCACGAAGCCACAACGUCCCACUCACUUUAAUGUUCAGAACGAGAAAGUGUAGGCUAUAUAGAAAUAAUGACGUUCAAAUUGAAAAUCAUUCAACAAAAUUAGGAUUUCUAUCAGCCUAAUUGAGGUGUCCAGUGCUCAAACUUGCAAACAAGUCUGCAUGGGAUUUCUCUUAAUGCGACUCCAUGCAGCCAAUGGCAAUGUCUGCUUUAGGUAUAAUGCUGGGAGCUGCUUGUGGAUUUGACAGCUCUAACGCAGUUCCACUGACCAAAAAAACAACCACUCUGCGGAUCCGAUUGAAUAGAGCCCUUAAUAGAAGUGAGACCAAAACAUCAGUAUUUCAGGGACAAGCAAUAGUUUUAUUUUAUUGGUCUAGAAAGAGGCUUGAUUUAAAGAAAUACAUCAUAACAUGAUCCGUGUAAAUGACAAAGGAUUUAGGACGAGGUGGACACAAGGCUCUGGACUCACCAGAAGAAUGAAUUUGUUUCAGGUCCAACACACACAGGAGUCCUGACUGCCAUCCUUAGUAAUGUUAGGAAAGGUGUUUCACUUAUGGCAUGAGAGGCUCCUACAUGUUGUGUGCCCAUUUUCAGAAUCAGUGUGCAUCUGUAUGUGACACUGGGCCUACAGGUUUCUUUCUGCAUAGAAAAGUAUUUGGCAGACCAAACCGUAUAAAUGUUUUUACAUUUGGGAUGGUGAAAUGUUUUCAGUGUAAACUUAAAACAAUUAAAACCAGAAAGUAUGUAGAAAAGAUAAUGGACCUAUAUCUUUAAUAAGAUCUUUGAGAACUAACAAUCACAAAAAUAUAAAUUAAAACUAAAAUUCCAAAAAUGAUGCGUUCAGAAGUAUUUUUGUCAUGACAUAGGACCCCCACUAGCUUUAAAACGGCAACAUUGUUUCUCUGGGCAAGAGGGCCUCAGAAAUUUCUGGUCGGCGGCCGCGCCAUUGACCACGCCCACUGCCACGACCUAAGCCCAUUUUGAUCCAGAAAAAACCCUGGCCUAUGUCUGAGCCCUUCUCAGAGUGGGUUUGUGUUCAUCUAAUACCCUCUGUAAUUUCACUUUGUAAAGCGAAUGAGAAAAAUAACAGAACCACUUUGAAUCUG
This is a messenger RNA of Coregonus clupeaformis (lake whitefish), 4345 nucleotides long. Its product is annotated as short transient receptor potential channel 4-associated protein. Gene Ontology annotation, molecular function: phosphatase binding. NCBI's taxonomy places the organism in Eukaryota, Metazoa, Chordata, Actinopteri, Salmoniformes, Salmonidae. Bases 102 to 2417 code for a protein of 771 amino acids. The record is from RefSeq and is a predicted model, not a curated record. Gene Ontology annotation, biological process: ubiquitin-dependent protein catabolic process. The transcript is spliced from 19 exons. Gene Ontology annotation, cellular component: Cul4A-RING E3 ubiquitin ligase complex.